Messenger RNA from Rhodamnia argentea, 441 nucleotides. RefSeq lists its product as uncharacterized. NCBI's taxonomy places the organism in Eukaryota, Viridiplantae, Streptophyta, Magnoliopsida, Myrtales, Myrtaceae. The coding region runs from base 7 to 417 and encodes 136 amino acids. The record is from RefSeq and is a predicted model, not a curated record. The transcript is spliced from 2 exons.
GAAAAAAUGACAGGAUUGCUUCUCAUUUUCCUCUCCUUCCUGUAUAUUGUGGCAUCUUUCUCUCCUUCAGAGACAUCUGCAGCAGACCUGUUGCAGAAACCCGGCUCGCUAGAGAGACGACUGAAUGGAAAAGGGAAAAGCGGCAUAAAGCACAGCGCCAACUUUGCCCAUGGAAUACCGCAUGGCGGCUACGCUGGAGGCAGCACACAUGGAGGGGGCGAGGGCGGGGCUAACGGCGAUUCAGGAUCGUCAUCUCCAAAAGGCGGGGCAGCCGUGAUCCCCAUAUAUGCUGGCGCCGGUGCUAACAAUAACCACCACCGGAGCAUCCACCAUGGUUCCGGCGACUGCGUCCGGAGCCACGCGCGACUCCACACUCUCAUUGCAGCCAUACUGGCCCUCUGCUGUGUGUUCAUAUAGAAUGUUGUGUGCAUAGAAACAAAC